Messenger RNA from Symphalangus syndactylus (siamang), 2040 nucleotides. It is a transcript of the gene ADAD1, whose product is annotated as adenosine deaminase domain containing 1. NCBI's taxonomy places the organism in Eukaryota, Metazoa, Chordata, Mammalia, Primates, Hylobatidae. Gene Ontology annotation, molecular function: double-stranded RNA binding; tRNA-specific adenosine deaminase activity; adenosine deaminase activity. Gene Ontology annotation, cellular component: nucleolus; cytoplasm. Gene Ontology annotation, biological process: adenosine to inosine editing; RNA processing. The record is from RefSeq and is a predicted model, not a curated record.
AAAAGCGCCGGCCUCCGAGACGGUUAGUGAUUGGACGAAGCAGGGCGCGGGGGCGCAAGCCCGGGUCCUGCAGGGACACCGCGAGGCCUCUUUGGAAAGAUGCGGCCCUGAGCUUGUGAACCUCGCGCAGAGCGGCCUGAAGCGAGAGGUUGAGGCUGGGAGGUGGGAGCAACGGCGGCGGCGGCCGCCUGCGAGUCCCCGGCCUGAGGCGCAGCAGCAGCUGCCCGUCUUCCCACAUAGAGGGAAGGAAGGACAACUUUGGUGAGAAAAUGGCUAGCAACAAUCAUUGGUUUCAGAGUUCGCAGGUCCCUAGCUUUGCCCAGAUGCUGAAAAAGAACCUGCCAGUUCAACCAGCGACAAAGACGAUAACUACACCCACAGGAUGUUCCUCAGAAAGUUACAGCCUGUCCAAGAUGGCAUCCAAGGUUACACAAGUAACGGGUAAUUUUCCAGAACCGUUGCUUUCCAAGAAUCUUUCAUCUAUUUCAAAUCCUGUCCUUCCUCCAAAAAAAAUACCUAAGGAAUUUAUAAUGAAAUACAAACGUGGAGAGAUAAAUCCUGUGUCAGCCUUGCACCAGUUUGCACAAAUGCAGCGAGUUCAGCUUGACCUUAAGGAAACUGUGACAACAGGUAAUGUUAUGGGACCAUAUUUUGCCUUUUGUGCUGUGGUGGAUGGUAUUCAGUACAAGACUGGACUGGGACAAAAUAAAAAGGAGUCUAGGUCCAAUGCAGCAAAAUUAGCUCUUGAUGAACUUCUACAGCUGGAUGAACCUGAACCACGAAUUUUAGAAACAUCAGGUCCUCCUCCUUUCCCUGCAGAACCUGUUGUUUUACCUGAACCAGCAUAUGUUUCAAAAGUACAUUAUGAAGGGAGACAUAUUCAAUAUGCAAAGAUUUCACAGAUCGUUAAAGAAACAUUUAAUCAACUAAUUUCUAAUCGCUCAGAAUACCUGAAAUAUGGCAGUUCAUUGGCUGCUUUUAUAAUUGAAAGAGCUGGACAACAUGAGGUUGUAGCUAUAGGCACAGGUGAAUACAAUUACAGCCAGGACAUUAAGCCAAAUGGAAGAGUAUUGCAUGACACUCAUGCUGUUGUUACAGCAAGAAGGUCUCUUCUUAGGUACUUUUAUAGACAACUUCUGCUCUUCUACAGCAAAAAUCCUGCUAUGAUGGAAAAAUCAAUAUUUUGUACAGAACCAACUUCUAAUCUACUCACUCUUAAACAGAAUAUCAACAUUUGCCUUUACAUGAACCAGUUGCCUAAAGGAUCAGCCCAGAUUAAGUCACAGUUACGUCUUAAUCCACAUUCUAUAUCUGCAUUUGAAGCCAAUGAAGAACUCUGUCUCCACGUGGCUGUUGAAGGCAAAAUUUAUCUGACUGUUUACUGUCCUAAAGAUGGUGUUAAUAGAAUAAGCAGUAUGUCCUCAAGUGACAAAUUGACCAGAUGGGAAGUGCUUGGUGUACAGGGAGCAUUGCUGAGUCAUUUUAUACAGCCAGUUUACAUCAGCAGUAUACUUGUUGGUGAUGGGAAUUGCAAUGAUACCAGAGGCUUAGAAAUCGCUAUAAAGCAACGUGUUGAUGAUGCACUCACUUCAAAACUUCCAAUGUUUUACUUAGUCAACAGACCUCAUAUUAGUUUAGUACCCUCUGCUUAUCCACUUCAAAUGAACUUGGAAUAUAAAUUUCUGAGUCUGAAUUGGGCACAAGGAGAUGUUUCUUUGGAGAUUGUGGAUGGCCUGAGUGGGAAGAUCACUGAAAGUUCCCCAUUUAAAAGUGGUAUGUCAAUGGCAAGUCGGCUUUGUAAGGCUGCAAUGUUAAGUCGGUUUAACCUGCUUGCCAAAGAAGCUAAAAAAGAAUUACUUGAAGCUGGUACAUAUCAUGCAGCCAAGUGUAUGUCUGCCUCCUAUCAAGAAGCUAAAUGUAAGUUGAAAUCCUACUUACAACAACAUGGCUAUGGACCCUGGAUUGUGAAAUCUCCCUGCAUAGAGCAAUUUAACAUGUGAAAUAGGCAAUCCAUUAUCACAUUAAAAAUCUUGUAUUGUU